UCCUACUAAACAUACAACAUUCAAUACAAAUAAACAUAUUACCAACAUAUCUGAAAAUAACAAUUUUCUUGAUUAUCAUACAACUUUUGAUACUGACAAACUUAUUGAUAAGCAUACUACUUUUGAUGCCAAUACACCAGCAUAUAAUAAAAUAGAGAGUCUUUUAUAUAAGAAUCUCAAAGAAUCAGAUUUAGAAAAUAAUACUUAUAGCUUAGAUAGACGGUUAAACAAGUUAGAUAAUAAAAAUGAUAAGUAUGAAAGUAAUAAAUUUUUACUUAAACUAUAUAUUAAAGAUGAGAAUAAUACUACAUUACCUGCUAAACAGUUAAAUAUUUUAGCUAAUUCUUGUAAUGAAUUUCAUAGUCAGAUUCUUUCAAAUAUUUAA
Molecule: messenger RNA, 385 nt
Organism: Dentiscutata heterogama
Lineage: Eukaryota; Fungi; Glomeromycota; Glomeromycetes; Diversisporales; Gigasporaceae
Source: the annotation of a GenBank genome assembly